AUGCUAAGUGUAACAUAUGAUGUAUUUAUUCAUACACUCGAUGAAUGUGUUAAAUUAUCAACUGAUGAUUCAUCUCAAUCGUUACUUUUACUUUCUCCAAUUUCAUCAACAACUACUGUUAGAACAUCACCACUUCGAACAUCAUUUUCUGAAAUUGAUUCAACUAAAUCUGCAAAUUCGGCAACACCAACUGUUUUACCAAAACAAAUUGUUUAUAAAACAUUUUUUUCUCAACUUCCUUAUGCUUGUUUAGCAUUUAAAGAUAUUCAUUCAGAACUUUUUCUUUCCACAUGUGAACAAUAUCUUGCUCUCAUUGAUAUGGAUUUUAUAUUAAAUAUAAAAAACAUUACUUUAAUCGUAAUAGAUAAGUUCAAUAGUACAACAUUUAUUACACUACGAGCAGAUUUCAAUGGGAAUAUUAGUAAAUUAAGAAGAAAAAUUAGUAAUGAUCUAAAUAAAUUUCAAACAUUAUAUUCGAUUGUUAAUGAUGAAAUAACUUCUAAAACAACAAAAGAAAAAAAUUCAGCAAUUGAUGCACUCCUCUGGCUUAGAAGAGGUAUUCAUUUUCUAGCAUCUUUUCUCUAUGAAUUUGAUCAAGGCGAAGAAACUGUUGAAGAUGCUAUGAAUAAAGCAUAUGGACAAUCAUUAAAACGUUUUCAUGGAUGGACUACACGGGGAGUUUUUUCAAUAAAAAUAAUGAAAGUAGCAUUGAAACAGAAAAAAGAUAAUAAUCAUAUUCUUCCACGUAAAAAACGUUGUCAACUUGAAAGAAAAUUAGUUAAAGCAAAAUGA
Messenger RNA from Rotaria sp. Silwood2, 792 nucleotides. NCBI's taxonomy places the organism in Eukaryota, Metazoa, Rotifera, Eurotatoria, Philodinida, Philodinidae. The record is from the annotation of a GenBank genome assembly.